This is a messenger RNA of Cinara cedri, 530 nucleotides long. The record is from the annotation of a GenBank genome assembly. Lineage: Eukaryota; Metazoa; Arthropoda; Insecta; Hemiptera; Aphididae.
AUGUUAGAAGGAAACCCGGCCCCGAACCAUUAUUAUCCAAAAAUGGAUCCGGUUUUGAAAAAAGCGCCGCAGCCGUCAUUUAAAAGGCGCACGCAUUUUGGACGUCCCGACAACGUGACGCCAAGUCCAAAUAAGUACACACUGCAAACGGGCUACCCAAAGCCAUGCAAAAAAUCUCCUUGCGGAUCGAUCAAACCGUAACAGCCACUACAUUCACUCAAAUACCAAUAAACCGGAUUUUUCGUAGAUAUGACGUUUUACCUGUUCACAGUCGGUUCCAGCAAAAGUCUGAAGGUAACCCAGCCCCGAACAUCUAUCACGUGCCAUCAACGGCAAAGUACAAAUACGGAAAAACUGCAGCGAUAACCAUGACGCCCAUACGAGAACCAGUUAUCAAAGCCGAUUCCGUCCCGCCACCCAAUUUGUACAGUUCACAGGCCGGAGUACAGUGUUCGAUCAAAAGUCCGUUGUUCGGUCAGAAAUCCAGUUAUAAGCGGGCUGUUUACAUGACUGUCGAAGAUUUUAUAUAA